This is a messenger RNA of Ipomoea triloba (trilobed morning glory), 1454 nucleotides long. RefSeq names its product 12-oxophytodienoate reductase 3-like. The record is from RefSeq and is a predicted model, not a curated record. Gene Ontology annotation, cellular component: peroxisome. Gene Ontology annotation, biological process: jasmonic acid biosynthetic process; oxylipin biosynthetic process. Gene Ontology annotation, molecular function: FMN binding; oxidoreductase activity. NCBI's taxonomy places the organism in Eukaryota, Viridiplantae, Streptophyta, Magnoliopsida, Solanales, Convolvulaceae. The transcript has 4 exons. The coding region runs from base 109 to 1308 and encodes 399 amino acids.
CGUUUCCUCAAUCGACUCAAUUCUCAAACACGCUUUCCUUAAUCUCUCCGCCGCGAACCACCGGCUAAAUAUUCUCUUCACAUUCGAUCGCCGGAAACAACCGGUACCAUGACUCAAGCGUUGCCUAUUGUUCUAGGUUCUGGUCCCAAACUCUUCUCACCUUACAAGUUGGGAAGGUUCAAUCUCGCCCACAGGGUAGUAUUUGCACCAUGCACAAGGUGUAGAGCUUUGGACAGUAUCCCACAACAGGCACACGUGGAGUACUAUUCCCAAAGGGCCACUCAAGGCGGAUUUCUUCUCACUGAGGGAACUAUGAUCGACCCUACUUCAGCCGGGUUUCCAAAUGUGCCUGGGAUUUUUACCCAGGAGCAAGUGGAGGGCUGGAAGAAGGUGGUCGAUGCUGUCCAUGCUAAGGGUGCGGUUUUCUUUUGCCAACUUUGGCACGUGGGUCGUGCAUCUCAUCAAGCGUAUCAGCCUGAUGGGGCUCCACCAAUUUCAUCCACAGAGAAGCAGAUUUCAGAGCAUUGGCCUCUGAUCAUGCCAGACGGUUCCUACGGCCACUUCUCAAAACCAAAAGCUUUAUCAACCAACGAAAUAUCCAAAUACGUAGAUUUAUAUCGCAUCGCCGCAACUAAUGCCAUCGAAGCAGGCUUCGAUGGCAUCGAACUCCACUCAGCCCACGGCUACCUAAUAGAUCAAUUCUUAAAAGACGGAAUAAAUGACCGGACCGACCAGUACGGCGGGUCCCUGGAAAACCGCUGCAGAUUUUUACUGCAGAUAAUUGAGGCGGUGGCCACGGCCAUCGGACCCGACCGGGUCGCCGUGCGGAUUUCCCCUGCCAUUAACCACAUGGACGCCACCGACUCCGACCCGCUCGCCCUCGGCCUAGCCGUGGUGGAGAGGCUCAACAAGCUGCAGGCCGACCUCGGCUCCAAGCUGGCCUACCUCCACGUCACGCAGCCGCGCUUCACCGCCCGGGAUGACGGCGACGCCAACAAGUUCGGCGGCGAGGAAAAGGAGGCGCUGCUGAUGAACAGCCUGAGGAAGGGCUAUGAGGGGAGUUUUAUGAGCAGCGGUGGGUAUACAAGGCAGCUGGGGAUUGAAGCUAUUGAGAAAGAUGAAGCCGAUCUCGUGUCGUUUGGGCGGCUUUUCAUCGCAAAUCCGGAUUUGGUGUUGCGCUUCAAGCUGGACGCGCCGCUCAACAAGUACGAUAGGUCUACGUUCUACACCUCCGAUCCCGUUGUGGGAUACACUGAUUAUCCUUUCCUAGACCAAGUUGCAGAUAGCUCUGUUCCUGCUCAAGCUUGAUAUUCGAGAUUUUUUGCUGGAUAAUUGACUGGUUAAACUAUUUAUGCUUACAACUUUAGUGUCAAUUAUUUUGUAGUGGUUAAAAAUUAAAAUCUUUCCUGUGCAGCGAAUCCUAGUAGCACAAUAUGAAAUCUUCUUUUUCCAUA